CUAUAUUGUAUUUCGUUUUCGAUGCCACAGCUGUUUAGACAACAAAAAAACAAUAGACAUGUGCAUGUGUUGAUUGACAGAUGGGUCAUACGAUAUCACGAUAUAUCAAAUGUGAACUGUGCUGCAUUUACCUUGACAAUUUUUUGUAGUAGAAUAAAAUUACAAAGCUCUUCUUAUUGUAAAAUGGCGACGAAUUAUACAUGGGAUGUCGAAAAUACGGUACCAACAUGUACCGACGAAAGCACACCACUUCUACCAGGAAGUGGCCAAGCCAGCAUGGCCGAAAAGAUUGGUAUCUCACAACAAACUUUGGUCUCCACUAAUGGCCAAAAAGCUAAGAAAUUACCACAGUACAUGGCAGGAAUAGCAGCAACCCUUGGUGCUGUUGCAGCUGGUAUGGUACUGAGCUGGACAUCGUCUGCUGGUGAAGAGGGUGUAAAUCUGGCGAAUAACUAUAAGAUACCUAUUACUGAUGAAGAAUUCUCCUGGAUAGGAUCGCUCGCCACUCUUGGAGCAGGUGCAAUGUGCAUUCCCAUUGGUAUAUUGGCAGAUCUAAUUGGCAGAAAGACUGCCAUGUUACUCAUGGUGAUCCCUUUCACUGUCGGUUGGCUACUUAUCAUCUUCUCAAAUUCAGUGCUCAUGUUCUACUUCGGUAGAUUCAUCACAGGUCUCAGUAGUGGGGCCUUCUGCGUGGCUGCUCCUCUAUACACGUCGGAGAUAGCCGAGAGCGAGAUCCGUGGUGCGCUUGGCUCUUACUUUCAGUUGAUGCUUACUGUAGGUAUUCUUCUUUCAUACGCUCUCGGGACCGCUCUGAAUAUGAUAACACUGUCAAUUAUUUCGGGAAUUGUACCGCUGGUCUUCUUCGCGGUAUUCUUCUUCAUGCCAGAGAGUCCAGUAUACUACUUGAAGAAAGGCAACGAGGAAGCUGCCAGGAAAAGCUUGGUCAGACUUCGUGGCGCUCAGUAUGACUGUGAGUCUGAAUUGCAGGCGCAACGCGAAGCACUUGAAGAGGCCAAUAGGAGUGGUGCAUCGUUCUCUGUCACAAUUAAAUCACGAGCUGCCAAAAAAGGCUUCGCAAUCGCUUACGGCUUGAUGCUAUUCCAACAAAUGAGUGGCGUGAAUGCCAUCAUUUUUUAUUCUGGAGAUAUUUUCAGUAAAGCUGGAAGCACUCUACCACCAGGUGAGGCAUCCAUCAUUGUGGGAGCGGUGCAAGUAAUAUCGGUCUUCUUAGGUACACUAAUCAUCGAUAAAUUAGGCAGAAGAAUACUGCUAUUAGCUUCAAUCGCAGUUAUGUUCCUAACGACUCUGAUCCUUGGUGUUUACUUUUAUUGUAUCACUUAUACUACCGCCUUUGAUGAUCUCAAGUGGUUCGCAAUCAUUCCACUAUGCGUUUUUCUUGUAAUGUUCUCCAUAGGCUUUGGCCCAAUUCCAUGGCUGAUGAUGCCAGAGAUCUUCGCUCCAGAAGUGAAGGGAAUUGCUGGAAGCAGCGCCUGUUUAUUCAACUGGCUUGUAGCUUUCAUAGUGACCAAGUUUUAUACCAAUAUGACUGCAGCUAUAGAAUCUUAUGGUACUUUCUGGAUAUUCUCUUUAUUCUGCGCCAUCGGCGUUAUAUUUGUUUACUUCUUGGUCCCAGAAACUAAGGGCAAAACAUUAGAUGAAAUUCAAAGAGAAUUGAAUCGCUGAGUCAGAGUUCCUAUUAAAAAUAUAAAUUGUAUAUAUUGAAAUAUUAAUAUAUAUAUAAAU
This is a messenger RNA of Nylanderia fulva, 1743 nucleotides long. RefSeq names its product facilitated trehalose transporter Tret1-2 homolog. Gene Ontology annotation, cellular component: membrane. The record is from RefSeq and is a predicted model, not a curated record. NCBI's taxonomy places the organism in Eukaryota, Metazoa, Arthropoda, Insecta, Hymenoptera, Formicidae. Gene Ontology annotation, biological process: carbohydrate transport; transmembrane transport. Gene Ontology annotation, molecular function: sugar transmembrane transporter activity.